CUCCCGUAUAAGAUUUAUACUUUUAUAUAGGUUUCUUUGAUGCCUGAUCCUUAUUGUACUCAUAUCUAUCAAGGUUGAUAUACUUUCUACUAGAUUUAUAUUAGUUAUGUUGAUCUACAUUCGUUUAUUUGCUAAUUAUGAUAUUGUUGCCAUUAAUGCUUUAAAGGAUAUAUCGGCCAGUUGCAUAUGACUGCAAAUUAACGCCAGUAGUUUCCAGUAGGGUUCACUAGGUGGUAAAAUGUUGUACACCGAGCUUCCCGCAUGCAGAAUAAUACCGUAUUUUGCAAUUCACUAAUUCUAUGACCGUGAAACCGGAACCUCCAUUCUUUGCAUAGGUGACAAGAAUGAAACAUGUUACCAAAUCAUAAUGACCACAGUAGUAAGUAUCUCCCAGCAAUCUAUUUUACUAAGUGCAGGUCUAAAGUUCAGCGUCUUGGUUUUGCCCUCAGCUUUACCUUUGCGCACCUAUUCAAACACGACAUUUACUUUACACACCCUCACUGCACCUAAGACACCAGGGCCUCAUAUAUUAAAGUAUUCAUCGUACUUGUGCACCUCUUACUGACUACUAAGGUUGUCUAGAAAUCUGAAUGCGUCACUAGCUUCACCUUCACUUUCUUCCAAGGUGCAUUUUUAAAUUAUUACAUGUGAUAUUAAUAAUUCCACAAAUAAUCAUCUUACUCUCUUUCUAUACAUUUC
This is a messenger RNA of Wallemia mellicola CBS 633.66, 699 nucleotides long. RefSeq lists its product as hypothetical. The transcript has a single exon. Bases 368 to 565 code for a protein of 65 amino acids. Lineage: Eukaryota; Fungi; Basidiomycota; Wallemiomycetes; Wallemiales; Wallemiaceae. The record is from RefSeq and is a predicted model, not a curated record.